Messenger RNA from Protobothrops mucrosquamatus (brown spotted pit viper), 685 nucleotides. RefSeq names its product protein S100-A2. NCBI's taxonomy places the organism in Eukaryota, Metazoa, Chordata, Lepidosauria, Squamata, Viperidae. Gene Ontology annotation, cellular component: cytoplasm. Gene Ontology annotation, molecular function: transition metal ion binding; calcium ion binding. The coding region runs from base 279 to 584 and encodes 101 amino acids. The transcript is spliced from 3 exons. The record is from RefSeq and is a predicted model, not a curated record.
UCCAUUACAAAUGGGCUCAUUUUCUGCCAGCUGCUGGAGAUCUACUGAGGUCACUUUCUCCAGUCCCCGAGGUCUCCUGCCAAACUGGUUUGAGACAAGGUAGGAAAUCUGGGUGAGGCUCGAACGCAGAACCGGCUGGGAGGGAAGAGCAACCGGAAAGGUGAAAAGGAGGAUUAGAUCGUCCUGAGACGCAGAAGCAAAAGCCGGCGGAAUCCGUAUCUUUAUAGCUGCUUUCCCACCCCUCCUUCUUCUCCUCUUUAUCUCAACUGGGAUCCAAGAUGGAGACCCCGCUUGAAGAAGCCUUAGGUGUGAUGGUCGAAACCUUUUACAAAUAUUCCGCAAAGGAAGGCGACAAAUACAAACUCAACAAAAAAGAGAUGAAGGAGCUGCUUCUGGAGGAAAUGCCCAAUUUUGUCAAGGGGAAGAUCAACGAACGCGGUUUUGAAUUUCUGAUGGAGAAACUGGACGACAACGAAGACGAAGAAUUAGAUUUCCAAGAAUACGCCGUGUUUUUGGCCCUGACGGCCUCACUCUGCUACGCAUUCUUCCAGGAAUGUGCGGACGAGAACAAUCGGAAGCGAUGAAGUUGGCGCUUGGGGUGGGGUGGGAAUUUGGGGGGCUACGUCUCUUGUGAAGACCCACAGGAGGUCUCUCCCUGUUGGCAAAUAAAGAUUUGGUUUUUUUG